Chenopodium quinoa (quinoa) is the source of this 3538-nucleotide messenger RNA. Its product is annotated as F-box/kelch-repeat protein At3g23880-like. Bases 518 to 1855 code for a protein of 445 amino acids. The record is from RefSeq and is a predicted model, not a curated record. The transcript is spliced from 2 exons. Gene Ontology annotation, molecular function: protein binding. Lineage: Eukaryota; Viridiplantae; Streptophyta; Magnoliopsida; Caryophyllales; Amaranthaceae.
UUGAACUUCUUACUUCAUCUUUGAUUCAAUGAAUGACUAGAACUUCACUGGCCAUUACCAUAGAAAAUAUUUCUAAAAGUACAUACCAUACCUUCGUCGAGGAAGUAAAAUUUUUUAACAACAUGGCGCCAUAAUUUCAUCCUUUACCGCUGCUCUCUUCUUAGGCGGAAAUCUCACACCUUUUUACCGCUUAACUCUCUUUCUUUCUUUUUUAAGAACGUUGACAUGUCGCAAUUUCAUUGGAUGUCUAUGUAGGGCUACGCAUAGACUAAGUUUACGUGUAUCAGCUCCCGAAAAUUAGACUUUACAAAAAAAAAAAAAAAAAAAAAAAAAACAACUUAAAAAAAAUAAAAAGAAGAAGAAGUCCACUUUAGUCCUCUAGUCCUUAAAGCAUCUACUUUCCCAGAACUCUCCUAAAGUUUUACAAAGGUUGCCUUCACCAGUUCACCUUGUUCACACCCUAAAUUCACAAAUUCCCCAGAAAUCUCCCAAAAUCUCAAUCACCAAUCCAAAAAUCAUGCAUAACUUACCCAUUAAAUGGCCAACCCGAAAACGCUCAAUUUCUGGACAACAACCUUCACCACCACCAUCGUUAUCCGAUGAUGUUCUAAUCGAAAUCUUGAAAAGGCUGCCAUUAAAAUCACUGGUACGAUUCACUUGUAUAUGUAAGUCAUGGUUCUCUAUCCUUACUUCCCCAUCUUUUAUGUCAAUUCUCGCAGCUUUCAAUUCGGAAAAAUCCCAGAAAUUUCAGCUUUUUAAAAGACCCAUUGAUAUUCACAGCAAAAUUAAUCAUACUAUGUUCUUUGCUUAUGAUUCCGAUAAUCUGACGCGUGAAUUUACUAGGGUUUUCCUUUUUAAAAGAUCCCAUUUUGUUGUUUCUUCUGCUCAUGGUUUAUUGUGUUUAUAUAAUUUUUAUGAUAAGUAUCAGAAUACAUCACCAUUGAUUUUAUGGAACCCUUCAAUUAAAAAACACCGAGUUGUUGAUCUUCCUCCUAUUGAAGUGCAAAAUACUGCUGGUGGGUUUCCCAAAUUGAUUUUCGGGUUCGGGUUUGAUUCGUGUUCUUGUUCUUUUAAGGUGGUUCGAGUGUCGUAUUCUACCCGUUAUACUGGUACUUGUUUUCUUUCUGCGGUGUAUAAUAUUACUGAUGGUGAAUGGAAUUGUUUGGGGUCGACUAGAGUACCCUAUUUUAUUACUACUAUUAGAUGGAGAGGAAUGUGCUUGAAUGGGGUGAUUCAUUGGAUUUGUAAUUUGAAUGUGAAUUUGGAUACUGAUCCUAAUGAUCGGGUGUAUCGAAUGAUAUGGACACUGGCAUUGGGAAAUGCAGAAUUCGGCGAAAUAAUGUUGCCAAAAGAGUUAAUGAACAUGCCUGAUGGAUCCUUGAGGGUUAUCAUGGUUCCUAGGAAUGGCAAGGAGUUGUUGGGGGUGAUACAUAUAAGAAAUGAUAUUUUUAGCUUGUGGGUGAUGGAGAAUUAUGGUGUGAAAUCAUCGUGGGUAAAGUUGUUCAAUGUCAAUUUCUAUGACAGUAUCAAGAAUGAUAUGAAUGUUUUGGUGAUUAGCGAUCAUGAAGUGGUUGUAAAAACUACGCGUGAUGGUUGGCUAUCCUAUGAUCAUAAUCUGCAACAAAUUAAGUGUCUCGAGACUAAAUUAUCUCGUAGUGUUGACUAUGUAGAUACUUAUGAGGAGAACUUAUUUUUGGUUGGGCAAAAUAGCAAAAGAGAUCGACAAGGUUCACAAGAAUAUUCAGGUGUGAAGCAAGAUUAUUUUGGUGUGAAGCAAGAUUAUUUAGGUGUGAAGCAGAAUCAUAAAAAAGUAUGGAAAGAUGACAAGGGUAAAUCUUUAUCAAUAAUGAAGUGAUAAACCACUGUCAUAAGAGUGUAAGAGGGUCUGAAUAUAGUUUUUCGAAAGAGAGAGUCUGAAUAUAGUUGAUGUUGGAUUAAGAUGAUGAAUGGGCAAUGAUGGUUAUGUAUGUGAAUUAUAAGUGAUGGAGAUUGUAGAAGUAUGGAAUGGUAAGUUCGUGUACCAAAUGGUUACGUGUUCAUCUUGAAAAUCCAAAUGUGUCUGGGAAUAUAAUAAACAUAAGGAUGAAUUGUGAGAUGGUUAUGGAAUUAUCAAAUGAUCAAUGGUUCUUAUUAAAGUUAGAAAGCAUUUGCCGAAGCUAGUAAUUGAAAAGCCUAAAUUUCUUGGAACAACAACAUUACAGUAGAUAGCAGUUACUAGGUAAUUUGGUGUAGUCGUCCUAACCUUUUAAUGGUUGUGCUUUACAUGUUCUUGUAAUUUUCUAGGCUUUCUGUGCAAUUUGUAAGAUGCAUAAUGCAUGUAGAUGCUGUCAACUCUAUUCAGAUUUGCAUUGUAGAUUGUGGAGGCCCUCCCUAUUUCUAGCUUUGUCGCAAUUUUAUUUAUCAAAGCUUAAUAUGAUCUGAUAUGAUUGCAUUGGUAGAAUUUGAUUUUAGUGGCUUUGGUUCAUAUGUUGGGACUACAAAUCCAUUUUAGUAACCUGUAAAAUCAUGUACUCUGUAUUAUCUUCUGUUUAAUGUAGUCUUCUAUAUGAUGGAAAGAGAGACACAAUAUAUCAAUAAAAUUGUAUCAGGUAGAGAAGUUGGUAAUGUUACCUCUAAUGGUUUAAUAGGUAACUUAAAUGGUUUUGAGAUUUGAACUGUAAAUCUGAUGUCUGUGAUGGUCAUAAUAGCUUUGUUUAUAAGUAGGAAAACAUGAUGUAGUUUGUUGCAAUCUACAAUAUUCUCAUGGCAACAUAAUUCUUGAUAUAUUUCAGUUCAUGAUAUCUUUCAUAUAGUGAUCGCCUAGCAACAUGCAUCGAAAAUAACUAUCAUGGCAACAUUAUUCUUGAUACUUUUCAGUUGAAAACGACUUGGAGAAGAUUAUGAGAAAGCCUGUAAUUGGCUAUAAUUAAUAUACCGUGGUGUACUUCUAUCUUUUAGCAGCCGUACUCGUUAUUUCACAUUGUUGAUAAGUCUACCUUAUGUUGUACAAACUGUGAUCUGUUAACAGGUGAGCAGAAAUUGUGAUCAAGAUAACAAAAUUUUAACAAAAGGAGCAAUUAAAGCUAAUAAGAUGGGCUUAGGAAGUUAGGAUGGCAUUUGGUCAAUGUUUUAUCCAUAUAGUAGAAUUUGGUCAAUGUUUCAUUGAUUACUUCGUUAAUCAAUGAAAAAUUCUGUUAGAAUGGACAAUCAUUGACAAUUCAACACGGAUUAUGGUACUUACAUGUUAAACAGAGAUGAUGAUAAUGAGCCUAGCUUGUGACUUACUUCAGUUACUUGAGUUUGGCUCAUUGAAAGAUUGAAUCUGAGACAUAUAUGACCAACUAGAGCAAAAUUCUAUGUAAAAAAUUUAUGAGCAAGUUUGGAAGUAUGACUUUUUUUUUAUAAAAUAGGAAAGGUAAAAUGAGAUGAAUGAAAUAUAAUACAAGUACUUUGUAAUGGAAAUGAGUUUUGGUUGUACUGGCAUAAAUUAGCAAAACUCUUGUGAGAAGUUUAACAUACUACAGUAGAAAAAUGUCUGAAAUUUUGAUUAUUAUAAACU